This is a messenger RNA of Parnassius apollo (apollo), 639 nucleotides long. The record is from the annotation of a GenBank genome assembly. NCBI's taxonomy places the organism in Eukaryota, Metazoa, Arthropoda, Insecta, Lepidoptera, Papilionidae.
AUGGGAGAUGUUGCAUCAUCUAUGGACUAUAUAAGCUCUGAUUGCAUCCCAGAAGAAUCUAGCUUAAAAAAGACUGUUAGGUUUAAUGAUGUUAUUGCUAGGCAGUUUUACAGAUAUAACUCCUCUAUAGAAGGUCAAAAAAAGAAAAACCAAAGGAAGAAGAGUAAAAAAAGAAGCCAAGAAAGGCGCAAAAGUGAGAGCGAGGCGGAGGAAGAAACAAACAUUUCAUUUAAGACGUCUAAACCAAGACUAAAAUCUGUUCUAAAGCAAAGAAGAGACAGUGGGUUAGCUGACACAUCUGAUGCUGAAGCUGAGUGUAAGAAUUUACGAUCAGACUCUGAGAUUUCUUGUGAUAACGGCUGCUCAAAUAAGAAGAAUAGAGAGGAUGCCAUCAAUAAAAACAGUAAAGAAUGUUCUCAAAACAACAUGGAUAAGAAUGGAAACUCAAGCAACAAAUUUGAACAGCAUUUAUCAAAAAGUAAAAAACAAACAACUACUGAAAUUAAGAAACCCUUAAAUCCAGUUACAUGUGAUAACAUCAAACAUAAUACUGAUCUUUACAAUCCUGACAAAUUAAAUAAAGGUCAAUAUCAGGAAGUUGAUUUUAAAAAUGAUCUCAUAUUUGAUUUAGAUAUGUAA